AUGCUGACUUAUAACUCGCGCAUGGAUAUAGUGCGACCACCUGCUCGUUUCGUGGAAAACCCCCGGUCGGUCAAGGCGGUGGCUGACAGAGAAAGGGAGAAAAGACGAGCCCAAGGCAUGGGCUCCGACAGCCCCGGCAGGCCCAGGCAGAAAUUCUGCGGGAUGUUCUGCCCGGUGGAGGGAUCCGCGGACGGCAAGACUCUGGACCUGGACGCGCUCUCGGCGUGCAGAGGCAGGAGCGCAGGGCGAGUCAUUGACCGGCAGACCGACAUCUCCCAGCCCAAGAAGGUGGAGAUAAGGGAGAGCACGGGGAAAGAGGCUCUCCAGAACCUCGGUGACAACCAGCGGUCCAGGGCGCUAAAAACCCACCGGCGAAAGAUGUCUGGCUACCAGGGCAAAAAGAACAUCCCCCGCAUCACAAGUGACCGUCUCCUGAUCAAAGGAGGAAAGAUUGUGAACGAUGACCAGUCCUUCUGCGCUGACAUCUAUAUGGAGGAUGGAGUCAUUAAACAAAUUGGAGAGAACCUCAUUGUUCCCGGGGGGGUGAAAACCAUCGAUGCCCACGGUCGCAUGUUGAUGCCGGGCGGCAUCGACGUGCACACGCGCUUCCAGAUGCCGGACCGGGGCAUGACGUCUGCGGAUGACUUCUACCAGGGGACCAAGGCGGCGCUGGCCGGCGGCACCACCAUGAUCAUCGACCACGUGGUCCCUGAGCCUGGCAUCAGCCUCAUCUCAGCCUUUGAGCAGUGGCGGGAAUGGGCCGACAGCAAGUCCUGCUGCGACUAUUCGCUGCAUAUGGACAUCACUGAAUGGCACAAGGGAAUCCAGGAAGAAAUGGAGGCACUGGUGAAAGAUCAUGGUGUCAACUCUUUCCUGGCUUACUUGGCUUACAAAGAUAUUUUUCAGCUAACCGAUGCUCAGCUGUAUGAGGUGUUCAGUGUCAUCCGCGAUCUCGGAGCCAUUGCCCAGGUUCACGCUGAGAAUGGGGACAUCGUAGCUGAGGAGCAGCGCCGGAUGCUGGAGCAGGGGAUCACUGGGCCAGAAGGACACGUGUUGAGCCGUCCUGAGGAGGUGGAGGCGGAAGCCGUCAACCGUGCCGUGACUGUAGCCAAUCAGACAAACUGCCCCCUGUACGUCACCAAGGUGAUGAGCAAGAGUGCUGCGGAUGUCAUUGCUCAAGCCAGGAAGAAGGGUACUGUGGUCUAUGGAGAGCCUAUCACGGCUAGCCUGGGAACUGAUGGGUCACACUACUGGAGCAAGAACUGGGCCAAGGCAGCGGCCUACGUCACCUCCCCUCCCCUGAGCCCCGACCCCACCACCCCGGACUAUCUCAACUCCCUGUUGUCCUGUGGUGACCUGCAGUUGACAGGGAGUGCUCACUGUCCCUUUAACACCGCUCAGCGUGCAGUGGGAAAAGAUGACUUCAGCUUGAUUCCUGAAGGUGUCAAUGGCACCGAGGAGAGAAUGUCCAUCAUUUGGGACAAGUGUGUGGUGACGGGGAAAAUGGACGAAAACCACUUUGUGGCUGUGACCAGCACCAACGCCGCCAAGAUCUUUAACCUGUAUCCCCGCAAGGGCCGCAUCGCCGUGGGCUCCGACGCCGAUCUGGUGCUCUGGGACCCGGACGUCACGAAGAUCAUCUCUGCCAAGAGCCACAACUCGACUGUGGAGUACAACAUCUUUGAGGGCACGGAGGUCCGUGGAGGGCCCCUUGUGGUCAUCAGCCAAGGCAAGAUUGUGUUGGAGGAGGGGAACCUUCAUGCCACUGAGGGUUCUGGACGCUAUGUGCCCCGUAAACCAUUCCCUGACUAUGUGUACAAGAGGAUAAAAGCUCGCAGCAGGCUGGCCGAACUGAGGGGUGUACCCAGGGGACUGUAUGACGGUCCAGUCUGUGAGGUGUCGGUCACUCCUAAAACGAUGACCCCCGCCUCUUCUGCUAAGACGUCACCCGCCAAGCAGCCCAACCAACCCGUCCGUAACCUGCACCAAUCCGGGUUCAGCCUAUCUGGUGCUCAAGUAGAUGACAAUAUUCCUCGCCGGAAUACCCAGCGCAUCGUGGCACCUCCAGGCGGCAGGGCUAACAUCACCAGCCUGGGUUAGAGCUCCGUCCCCUGCUGAAGAGGAGGAAAAAUACAGAUCUGUGGAAGGAUGGCCUUCAGGAGCUCAGCAAGUCAAAAAGCAACGUUACUACUACACCUGAAGCCAAAUCCUACCCAGCACCUGAGCGGGCCGUCCAACCUCGAUCUGACGCCUCCUCCUCGAUCUCCUUUCGUUUCCCCCACAAACCCACGCUCCUCAUCCCCUAAACCUGAUCCUAGUGGACACAGUAAGAAACAAGAAAAAAAAAAUCUGCCUCACAUGAUAGGAAAAAGAGGAAAAAUGUAACACUGCUUUUUUGAGCACUUUUGUUAUUUUGUUGUAUUUCUUUUUUAUACUGUACUCGCUCCCUGCCAUGUGUCCUUCUGAAACGUUGCUUUGCUGUGUUACUUUCAUUAAGGUCAGCUGAAAACGAAACCGAAUUAACACAGUCGAGGAAAGAGCGUACACUUCAUUGUAAUUCCAUUCAUUCUUUUCAUUUUCGGAAGAAGCUGAAAUGGAGCAUGGGUACAAAACCAGUAUUGUUGUGUUUUCUUCUUCUUUCCUUUGUUAAAUAAGCCAAACAUGAGGUUACUUGUUUUUGAACAGUCUUACACUUUCUGCAGCCAACUCAAGAAUUUCCAAGCUUUUGACUAUCUGACUACAUGUGAUUUUGAUUGAUGGUGUCCUCUGAGGGCUGUCUUGAGAUUUGGCCUAAUUAAACACAGCACAGUCUAUUAUUAUCACUUUUAACUGUCAUUGCAGUGGCUCUCAAGUUUCCCACCUGUGGCUCUGCAAAGGUGUACAAGUUAUGAGUCGGCUGGAAUGUUAUGGAGCUGAGGGGACUUUGGCACGUAAUAAAAAAAUCUAAUCAAAUAAAAGAAAGUUUCAGGUCUCCAUUAAAGGAGAAGUAUGUAGGAUUUAGUGACACCUACUGGUGGAAAAGCAGAUUGCAACCAAUACUAUAACUUUCCUCUAAAUCGACUAGGCACAUAAGAAUCUGAGAUCCUGGCAGCCAAAGAGCAAAAAAAAAAUGAUGAAACUCCCUUACCAGAACUAGGGUUUGUUGUUUUAUUUCUUGGCUACCAUGGAAACACAAUGGUACUAAAAUGGGGGACUCCCUGAGGAUGGACCUGCUCCAUCUGUAGACAAGUCAUUCUUUUAAAUAGCUAUACACAGACCAAAACCUAAUCCUAAACACUGUACUGAGCUUAUGACGAAAGACCCCUCUAAAUCCUACGCAAUUAAACUUUAAUUAGGAGUCAUAGAGGUUAGAGAACGUUUUACUCACUUCGAAUUUAGCCUUUCCUUGCCUUAUUGUCUCUUAACUUAGAGAGUCAGCUUAGCAAAGAGAGAGUUUACAAGAGCGGGAAAGGUGCCAUUGAUGAUGCAGAUGCUCAUUUUUCACUUCAUUUGUGUUGUUAUGAAUCACUACAGUCGACGUUUCUUUCUUGACAGCUGCAGAAGCAUCUGACAGCCGUCCAACCACCAACCAGUGCAUUUACACACAGAAUGUUUCUCUUCCUCCAAAUGUAUCUUUUGUACACAUCAAAGUCCCUCUUUCCUUUCUACUCUUUAUGUGCCUGAACCCACAGAAGUUGUACUAAUAGUCUGAUCUUCUAAUACCUGUUUUUGUUAUUCUUUAUGAGGUGAGUGAAGGAUGUAUGAUAAAAAAAAAAGAUGUAAAAUAGCCAGGAUUAACCGAUUCAAAGGUGCCAGACUUUGCGCUUUCGUAGGGCCUAUUGUGCCAAUAGAGCCCCUGUAAAGACGAAAAAUGCUCGUUAUCUUGAAAUGUUCUAAUGUUUUAGAGUUUUUACCUUGUUGUCAAACUGCUUUUUAGUGUUAUUCUGUAACUAGGUGCCUAUGGGCCGAGCACUAUUGAUUUUAUGCUUGAAAGUAGACAUGAGCUAUUGUACUUCUGACCAGUGUGCGGUGUUGAUGUGUGAGGGAUGGGACACGCGCAGGAAGCUCCUGUGCAACACCACUAAUGGUUUCCGAUGUUACGUCACGCUGGGGCAAUCUGUUCAAAUGCUAUCUUUAACAAUCUGGUUUUUAAUAAGCCAUUAUUAAACAGAAUUUUCCAUGCUCCUAAUGAAAUCGAAACAGUCCUGACCAUAUUUCUGCAUCCUAUAUUUCAUUUCCCAGUGAGUCAACAGAGAACAAAUAAACUCAAACGGUAGCCAGUUCUUUCAUUUUGACCGUGACUUAAUGAACACCACGGCUUUCUGUUUUUUCUUUCCUGCUGCAGUCUGUAGAAGGCCAUCGCUUUUCUAACUGAUGCAAAAUCCAAGGAGGUGGUCAAUGACGGCUCGCUAAAGAAAUGAGGAAUCAGAUUUUCGCCACAGAACACACGACAAACACCUUUUCUCUGUUAAAUUUCCUGUUUGUACAAAUAGAGUUUUUAUUUAUCAUCCGAGCGAACAUCAGUUUGCCUCUUUUCACCACAACAAACAGCAAAAAAAAAAAUCCAUUUGGUGGCCGUCUGGGCCUGGUCGAGGUUAAUGUCCAGCACGGCUGACACAGUUUGGCAGCCACCAUUCCUUUCGCUCGCCCCCUUCCUUUCUGUAACUCCCUCCCCCUGCUCACUUCUUUGGUUGUUUUAAGGCUGUUGCCCCUGGCAAUAGACCCCUUCCGCACACUGCUUCUUUGUUUGUCAUGGCAACGCUUUGUCAAACCGGAGGGGUGACCCGGUGCACACACACACACACACAUUUUUUCAAUUAUUCUGUUGCCGUGCGACAAACGCGUCUGCAUAGUCCUGCGCUGAAGUUGAGUGGAAUCCAGACUAGGCCGCAUCCACACCAAGUCUGUUUUUAAAAAAUCAGGGUGCCAAACCGUAAAAAAAACAUCCGUUGCUGCGAUGCACGGCCCACAACUAAAGAAUGAACCGAGAUACUAAAGAAAAAGAAACAUUUAUCAGCGCUGGCUCUUUGCUGUGUCCCAUGCCUCCUCUGUCUACACACACAUACACACACACAUACACACACACACACACUUAUGCUCCUUUGAUGCUCUGUCAGCUUGGAUGCUUUUUCUAUGCCAUAUUAUGCUAAUGAUAUACGAGUGACAUGUAUGUACACAACGUGCUGAAGUUGAGAGGGACUUCCUUCUGUUCUGAGGUUGUUGAUGCUGUUGAACACCGUCUUUCCCCUAAAGCCCCUUAUAGUCACACCCCCCCCUACCCCUCCCCAUGUGAGCUUUCCCCCACCUUUGUGAAAGUGAAACUGUGUGAUGGUGUUUGUCUUGGUGGCUGUGGGGUUUCUGGGAUGCUUGCUUGUUAUGGGAAAAGUGACAAAACCCUUGGAUAGUGACGUUAAAAAAAACAAAAACAAGAAAACGAAAGAAGCAACAAGGAUUUCAAUUAAUAAAAAAAAAAAA
Molecule: messenger RNA, 5454 nt
Organism: Menidia menidia (Atlantic silverside)
Lineage: Eukaryota; Metazoa; Chordata; Actinopteri; Atheriniformes; Atherinopsidae
Source: the annotation of a GenBank genome assembly